This is a messenger RNA of Amborella trichopoda, 2256 nucleotides long. It is a transcript of the gene LAZ1, whose product is annotated as organic solute transporter ostalpha protein (DUF300). NCBI's taxonomy places the organism in Eukaryota, Viridiplantae, Streptophyta, Magnoliopsida, Amborellales, Amborellaceae. The record is from RefSeq and is a predicted model, not a curated record.
GUACGUACUCGACCAAAAUUUCCCUGCAUUUCGUUCAUUAUGAGAAGCUUCUGAAAAGAAUUUUAGGGUUUAAGGGGGUGCUCAGAAGAGAAUUCAUCCACCUUCUCUUCUGUUCAUCUUUACAUGCAGAAACUCACAGGCUACCUGUGGGCAAUGGUAUGAACUCAUAGGAAACUGGGAUCUCUAGGAGGAAGGAAGCCAUUCAAGACCAUUUGAUGCAGGAGAAUAAAAAAAUUGCAGCAUGUUGGGAGUAAAUGAAAAUCUAAAACAAUUAGAGGAUCUGAUGAAAAUUGCUGGAUCUUUCUUUGUUGACAUUCAGACUUAUGUUACCCCACCAUGGGCAGCUAUAGUUGCUGGAACUUUAGUGCUCGUGACUCUUUCUCUUUCUAUGUUUCUAAUAUUUGAACAUCUUUCAGCAUACAAGAAUCCUGAGGAGCAAAAAUUUCUCAUUGGUGUCAUUCUAAUGGUUCCAUGCUAUUCAAUUGAGUCAUUUGUAUCGCUAAUAAAUCCAUCAAUCAGUGUUGAUUGUGAAAUUUUAAGAGAUUGCUAUGAGGCUUUUGCUAUGUACUGCUUUGGGAGAUACCUGAUUGCUUGCUUGGGCGGUGAGGAGAGGACCAUUGAGUUUAUGAAAAGGAAGGGUCGCUUAAGUUCCAAAACGCCAUUAUUGGAGUCUAGUUCUGAAAAAGGAGUUGUUAAACAUCCUUUCCCGAUGAACUACUUUGUCAGACCAUGGAAACUUGGUCAAUGGUUUUAUCAAGUUGUCAAGUUUGGUAUCGUUCAAUAUAUGUUGAUAAAGACCUUUACUGCUCUUUUAGCUGUGGUUUUGGAAGCAUUUGGAGUAUACUGUGAAGGAGAGUUUAAAUUGAACUGCGGGUACCCCUACAUGGCUGUUGUUCUGAAUUUUAGCCAAUCAUGGGCACUGUACUGUUUGGUUCAAUUUUAUGCUGCUACAAAGGAUGAGUUGGAACAUAUAAAACCUCUAGCCAAGUUCUUGAUGUUCAAAUCCAUUGUCUUUUUGACUUGGUGGCAAGGUGUGGCAAUAGCUAUUCUGUAUGCCUUGGGCUUGUUCAAAAGCGCUAUCGCUCAAGGCCUACAAUUCAAAUCAAGUGUACAGGACUUCAUCAUUUGCAUAGAGAUGGGCAUUGCUUCAGUCAUUCACCUCUAUGUUUUCCCUGCACGGCCUUAUGAACUGAUGGGUGAUCACCAUACUGGGAAUGUUUCUGUUCUUGGGGAUUAUUCUUCUGUGGACUGCCCUGUAGACCCAGAGGAGGUCAAGGAUAGCGAGCGCCCCACAAAACUGCGACUCCCCCAGCCAGAUAUCAAUCCGAAAGGAGGCAUGACUCUCAGGGAAAGUGUUCGGGAUGUUGUUCUUGGUGGUGGUGGCUAUAUCAUGAAUGAUGUCAAGUUCACUGUUACGCAUGCUGUUGAGCCAAUGGAGAAAGGGAUCACCCGGAUAAAUGAAAAGCUCCAUAAGAUAAAACAGAACAUAAAGAGGCAUGAGAAGGGUGGGAGAAGAACCAAGGAUGAUAGCUGUAUCGCCUCCUCUUCUCCCACUAGGAGAGUGAUCAGAGGUAUCGAUGACCCCCUACUCAACGGGAGCAUGAGUGAUAGUGGUUGCAGAGGAGCUUCAAGGGCCAAGAAGCACCGACGUGUUUCUGGUUAUACAAGUGCGGAGAGUGGAGGAGAGAGCAGUGAUCAGGCUCAGGGUGGCUAUGAGAUCCGUGGAUGCCGAUGGAUCACCAAGGACUGAUAAUGUGUGUUUUUCCCAUCAGAAUGCGUAAGAGAUGAAUCUAAUACCAGUGCACGUACAGAGAGGUUACAGAAUCUUGAUUCUGGUGAAGUUGCGGGGUUUGUUUUUGGCAUGCUGCAAAUGUGCAAUAGGAGAGAGAGCGAAGGUAUAUUUGAUUGAGGAUCCGGUAUAUAAUUUUAUUUGCUGCUCUGGGCAUUGUAAAUUUUGCCAUUGGUGAUGGUGGGUUUGCAAGGAAGUGGUGGAGGUGCAGAUUAUGUUCUUUUCUUUUCUUUGCUUUCCAUUUGUAACUUUUUCUGCUGUGGGUUACAUCCCAUUCAAGGAAUGCUUUGCAUGGUGAGUGACUUUGUAUGAAUGUAAAUUUCAAGGAAUGCUAUUCAUGCAGAGUGGCUCCUUAUGAUCCACAUUGUUGCCCUACUUGUAAUACACAUUAUGCCUGUUUACCUCUAAUGGAGUUUUGAGGUUCAAUAUUGAAGCUUGUAGAGUUGGGGGGCCUUUUUUGGGUCCUU